CCCGGUCCCCCUGAAGCCGCGGCGCCUCCGUCAUUGAUCAGCUGUUCGAGGACCGAGACGCUCGCUUCAUCAUGAAAUAAGUGACCCUGCAUCUGGUUGUGAAGAUUUUGAGUAUUAGAAAUGAUGAAUGGUGAUGUCUAUGGACGCUUUGGGAGUGAUGACGAUGAUGAUGAUGAGCACGAUGGACCCGGGCGGCACAUUUCCCCGCCUGAAGAUCCCUGGCAUCUCAUUUAUAUAGCCCUUGUGCUGGCAGGAGUUGGCUUUCUCUUACCUUACAAUAGUUUUACAAUCGCAGUUGAUUACUUCAAACAACGCUAUCCAGAAUCCACAAUUGUUUUUGACAUUUCCAUUGUAUACAUCUUUGUUGCAUUUGGGGCUGUGCUCUUAAACAACCUGUUUGUGGAACUGGUACCCCUUAACAUCAGAAUUAUAUUUGGAUAUAUUGUGUCAUUACUUAUGUUGAUCUUCGUCAGCUUCUUUGAAAUUUGGUGGCCUGACACUUUCCCAGAACAUGUCUCAUACAAAAUCACUCUCUUCUCCGUCUCAGUUGUGGCAUUUGGUUGUACAGUUCAGCAGUCAAGUUUUUAUGGAUACACCAGCAUGCUUCCAAAGCGAUACACUCAGGCCGUCAUGACAGGAGAGAGCACAGCUGGACUAAUCAUCUCGGGGAACCGUAUUUUGACAAAAUUGCUCUUGGACGAUCAGCGAACAAACACGCUGAUCUUCUUUGUUGUCUCCAUCGCUUUUGUCUUCCUCUGCCUCAUUACUCAUAUUGCUGUUCAGAAGACAACAUUUAUACAGUUUUAUCUAAACUUAUGCCGUACAAGUGAAGACAGAGAUGACCUCAAGAGAAUUACUUUAGAGCCAUCAGAAGAUGCUACUCUAGUCGACAUAGGGAGGGGCUUUCAUGGCGGUGGAAGUGCUAAUAGUUCAUAUGGAGGGACAGUGACAACCUCUGACUCAACAGCCACUUUCCAUUCUGCUGCCACCUUGCCUAGUGGAACACAUCAUCAUGGGGAGAGUAAGAGGAGUUAUACAUCUACAUAUACAAGAUCAAUUAGACUUUGGUCUGCUAUUAAGAGAGGAGUUAUUGCUCGUUGGCAAGUUGGCCGGAAUGUUUGGCAAUACAUGGUCUCAAUUGCAUUAGCUUACUUUGUCACCUUAUGCCUUUACCCAGGGAUUGAGACAGAAGUG
Messenger RNA from Penaeus indicus, 1194 nucleotides. Its product is annotated as equilibrative nucleoside transporter 4-like. Gene Ontology annotation, molecular function: monoamine transmembrane transporter activity; nucleoside transmembrane transporter activity. The record is from RefSeq and is a predicted model, not a curated record. Gene Ontology annotation, cellular component: plasma membrane. The transcript is spliced from 11 exons. Gene Ontology annotation, biological process: nucleoside transmembrane transport. NCBI's taxonomy places the organism in Eukaryota, Metazoa, Arthropoda, Malacostraca, Decapoda, Penaeidae. The annotation marks the transcript as partial.